This is a messenger RNA of Sodiomyces alkalinus F11, 2884 nucleotides long. Its product is annotated as DEAD/DEAH box helicase. Gene Ontology annotation, cellular component: nucleus. The record is from RefSeq and is a predicted model, not a curated record. The transcript is spliced from 2 exons. Bases 125 to 2884 code for a protein of 919 amino acids. Gene Ontology annotation, molecular function: RNA helicase activity; RNA binding; ATP binding. NCBI's taxonomy places the organism in Eukaryota, Fungi, Ascomycota, Sordariomycetes, Glomerellales, Plectosphaerellaceae.
CCUUGGUGAAUUCCAUUUUGCGAUCACGUUUCGCAAGGGCCAACAAAGAAAGCUCUCGGAGUUUGGGGACUCGCCUGCCUUUCCAUUAGCGAUCAUACCCCAGAGUUCUCUUUUAACUUUCAACAUGGCCCCUCGUGAAGUCUCGCCCACCCCGUCUGACGCGGGUGUCGACAUUGGCGACUCUCUGUUCGGUCAAGGUUGGGGCACAGGCACAGACAAUGGAGGCGCAGGAAAAGAUGCGGACGUUGAUAUGGAUCAGAUCCUGAACGGGGCUGACGACGAUGACGACGACGGUGAUGAAGCCUUCAUUGCGCUGCAGCAAGCUGCAUCGUUCAGGAAAGCUUCCAAUCUCAAGGGCAAAUCGGUCAAGAAAGGAGGCGGCUUCCAGGCAAUGGGUCUAAACUCGAAUCUCCUUCGUGCCAUUACGCGGAAAGGCUUCUCGGUCCCGACACCCAUCCAGCGGAAGACCAUCCCCCUUAUCAUGGACCGCAGAGAUGUGGUAGGCAUGGCUAGGACGGGAUCCGGAAAGACGGCCGCCUUCGUCGUUCCCAUGAUUGAGCGGCUCAAGGCACAUAGCGCCAAGUUCGGUGCCCGAGCCCUUAUUCUAUCACCGUCCCGCGAGCUGGCCAUUCAGACAUUACGCGUCGUGAAGGAUUUCAACAAGGGCACCGACCUCAAGGCCGUUCUCCUUGUGGGUGGUGACAGUAUGGAGGAGCAGUUCGGCCUGCUAUCAGCAAACCCGGAUAUCAUCAUCGCCACGCCAGGCCGUUUCUUGCAUCUGAAAGUGGAGAUGUCUCUGAACCUUUCGUCCAUUCAAUAUGUGGUCUUCGACGAGGCGGACCGGCUGUUCGAGAUGGGAUUCGCGGCCCAGCUCACCGAGAUCCUUCAUGCGCUACCUCCUUCAAGGCAGAGCCUCCUCUUUUCCGCAACCUUGCCGUCGUCUCUUGUCGAAUUCGCGCGAGCCGGUCUACAGGACCCGACACUCGUGCGGUUAGACGCUGAGACAAAAGUGUCACCGGACCUCGAGAGUGCCUUCUUCUCGGUGAAGGGGGAUGAGAAGGAGGCGGCUCUACUUUACAUCUUGCACCAGGUGAUCAAGAUGCCACUAGGAACACCCGACGGCGUGCCGCUGGACGUGAAGCCAUCUAAGAAGCGAAAGCGGGGCAAGGACGGCUCGACUGGCAAGGGCAAGCCUACGGAGCACUCGACGAUUGUCUUCGCGGCCACUAAGCACCACGUCGAAUACCUCGCAGGGCUAUUGCGGCAGGCCGGAUUUGCCGUCUCGUACGUGUACGGCUCAUUGGAUCAAGAAGCACGGAGAAUCAACACCGAGAACUUCCGCCAGGGAAGGGCGAAUGUUCUUGUUGUCACGGACGUCGCCGCACGAGGUAUUGAUAUCCCCGUGCUAGCCAACGUCAUCAACUACGACUUCCCGCCCCAGCCCAAGGUGUUCGUCCAUCGCGUCGGGCGAACAGCACGAGCUGGGCAGAGGGGCUGGGCCUACAGCAUUGUACGAGAGCUCGACACGCCCUAUCUCCUCGAUCUGCAACUCUUCCUCGGACGCAAGUUCGUCGUCGGACAAGAGAGCGCGGACCCUUCCUUUGCGGAGGACAUUGUAGUGGGCGCCCUUCCUCACGAGGGGCUCGAGAUCCAAAUGGAGUGGCUGGCCAAGACGCUAGGGGAGAGUGCCGACAUCGCGGCCAUCCGCGACGUCUCCGUCAAGGCAGAAAAGCUCUACUUGAAGACACGUCACUCGGCGUCUAGCCAGAGUGCCAAGCGCGCUCGGGAGAUAGUUGCUUCCAAUGGGUGGACGCAACGCCACCCGCUGUUCGGCAAGGUUAACAACGACCAAGAGCAAGCACGAGCCGCUCUCUUGGCCAAGAUCAGUGGAUACAAACCACAAGAAACCAUUUUCGAGAUUGGCCGGGGCGGCAAGGGGUCGAACAACGAGGCGGCGGAGAUGAUGAAGCAGUUGCGGAAGAGAAUUGUGCCGCACAGAGGAAACAAGAAGGAGGAAGACGACAAAGCGAACCACGAGGAUGAUGAUGUCGACUCGGAAGAUGCCGAUGAGGUCGAACAUGGCAGUGCGAACAACGGGCGUGCCGGAUCAGAUGCCGCAGCGGGCCAAUGGUUGGAUGACGGUGAUGAUGGUGGUGAUGGUGAUGAUCACGACGAUGAUCACGACGACGACGACGACGACAACGACGGCUUGGAGGUCACGGUAUCGAAUCCAUCAGACAAGAAGAAGGGCGAAGAUGCAUGGCGCGACUCGGAGGUGUUCAUGUCGUACACGCCACGGACCAUCAACGCGGCGGAGGAGCGCGGAUACGGAGUGCAGUCCGGCGCGCAGGGCUCGAGCUUCGUGGAGCAAGCGCGCGACGCGGCCAUGGACUUCAACAACGACGACGCGGCCAAGGGGUCCGGGGAGCCGGCGAAGAAGGGCAUGCGGUGGGACAAGAAGCAGAACAAGUACGUGGCGCGGGCCAACGACGAGGACGGGUCCAAGGGGGCCAAGUACAUCCGGGGCGAGAGCGGGACGAAGAUCGCGGCGAGCUUCCAGAGCGGGCGGUUCGAGAAGUGGCGCAGGGCGAACCGGCUGGGCAAGCUGCGGGUCGGGGAGAUGGAGAAGUCGAACGCGCCGCAGCUGCCGACGGGCCCGCGGUACAAGCACAAGCAGGAGAAGGCGCCGAAGGAGGCGGACAAGUACCGGGACGACUACGAGGUGCGGAAGAAGCGGAUCGCGGAGGCGAAGGAGAAGCGGGUCGGCAAGUACAAGGACGGGGCCGGCAGCCGGAAGGAAAUCAAGGGGGCGAACGACAUUCGGAAGGCGAGGGUAGAGAAGGAGAAGCGGAGGGCGAAGAAUGCAAGGCCAUCGCGGAAGUGA